AUGCCCGAGUCAAACACCAGCCUGUCAGUCCAGCAUUUUGGGCCGCUACCGCGCUUCGCUUCACGUCGCCUCUGCCAGAAAGCCUCCGAACAGAAUGAGGAGCUCACCAAAGCCGAGCGCCUGCUUCUGUUGAGCCAGUUGAACCUUGCGGGCAAAGCCCUCGCGUACCCAAAAUCUCUCGACGAUGCGCAGGUGAAUGAGGUUCUCGGUUAUCCACCACCCGACGUGCUCGCAAGUAACGUCAAGGCUGUGACUGGCCUAAACUCCAUUGACGAGGUGCUCCGCGACUACUGGGCUCCGGACCGCACCAAGCAGCUCAGCCGUGAGGCUUUGAAUUGCAUCUUCGAAGAAUGGUGGACGAGCCAUACUAGCGACAUUUACGACCAAGAUUCCUCUUUUCCUGGUGACACAGAUGUGGAGCAUGCGGCCUCUGGGCUCGGACACCUAUUACGACCAGAGCAGACUAAGUUUGAAGAAGCUGUGUCGGACAAAGUCGACGACGACAUGGAUAGUGUAGUGGAUGACAAAUUUGAGGUCGACAUGCGACAGAGGGCUCAAAAGUCUGGUGCGGAGUGGGCGAGCAUCAAGAAGCAGUAUGCUGCCGAGCGUCGGGCGCGAACUGAGCGCCUACGCGAGGAGCUGGAGACACAGCUUGAGGAGGAGCUCCGUGACGCAUCUCAGGAUGACCUCGCCGCCAUCAAAGCUCUACGGGACCAGAUGGCGCUGGAUAAAGUUGAGGAAGAGCGGGAAGACGCGGAACUGGCGAAAGCCUGGGAGCGCGAGGAUAGCGAGGAUAGUGAAGACGACGAGGCAGAUUUUAGCGACGACGACUCUGAAAUGCGCUACUAG
Akanthomyces muscarius is the source of this 849-nucleotide messenger RNA. RefSeq lists its product as uncharacterized. Bases 1 to 849 code for a protein of 282 amino acids. The transcript has a single exon. Lineage: Eukaryota; Fungi; Ascomycota; Sordariomycetes; Hypocreales; Cordycipitaceae. The record is from RefSeq and is a predicted model, not a curated record.